AUGUCUACAGAUGUCGAUAAUAAAGUUUUAUCUAUAUUAGAAGACAUAAAGAAAACUAAUAGCAAUGAUGAUAAAAGUUCAGUUGUUACCCUAAGCACAGACACGUUCGAUGAAAAGGAUAAUAAAAAAGAUAAGAAAGAUGAAAUAAGAGGAAAACCAAAGUCAGGACGAUUUUGGAAGUCUAAGAAAGAAAGAUUUUCAACUAUUGUAAAAACAAAAGGGAUAAGGCCUGAUUUCCAAAGGAAAACUUCUUUGAGAAUAGAACUUAAAAGAACAAAAGAUUUAUCUAAGCAAAUCCUUGAACAAAUCAAAGAAAAAGAACUGGCUAAAAAAGAAAGGAGACGGGAAAAUAUAAAAAGGGCAGAAGAAAACAAAAAGAAAUCAGAAGUAGUACAAGUUAUUACAAAUACUGCUAAGCUCAAGAGGAUGAAAAAGAAACAACUAAGGUUUAUUGAAAAGAGAGAUACUAAUAAUGCAAUUAAUAGUAAUAAA
Messenger RNA from Brenthis ino (lesser marbled fritillary), 492 nucleotides. NCBI's taxonomy places the organism in Eukaryota, Metazoa, Arthropoda, Insecta, Lepidoptera, Nymphalidae. The record is from the annotation of a GenBank genome assembly.